This is a messenger RNA of Hyalella azteca, 2676 nucleotides long. RefSeq names its product protein lifeguard 4. The record is from RefSeq and is a predicted model, not a curated record. The transcript has 5 exons. NCBI's taxonomy places the organism in Eukaryota, Metazoa, Arthropoda, Malacostraca, Amphipoda, Hyalellidae. Gene Ontology annotation, biological process: negative regulation of apoptotic process. Gene Ontology annotation, cellular component: membrane. Bases 196 to 930 code for a protein of 244 amino acids.
UGAAACAGUUUCUUCCAGAAGUAUUCUCAUUGUAUGAAGUUGUUUUCCUAUUUCCAACAAUUGUAAUCAUCAAUUUUACACAUUGAAUUAUUACAGGCCCUUGAAGUGAAAGAGAUUUUAUUCCACAUCUAAACUAGAAAAGAAAAUAGAGGUGAUUUGGUACCUUAACAUAUUUCCUGACUAAAUUGAGCAAAGAUGGCAGAUACUAUUCUGCUCCUUCCGCAAGAUGAUGGAUCUGGGGAGAAGGGCAGCAUCACCAAUGACUUCAUGUACAACAACAAUGUUGCCAACAGCCACGUUUAUAUCCGUAUGGGUUUCCUGCGUAAGGUGUAUGGACUGUUGAGUGUACAGCUGCUAGUCACUGCUGUAGUAGCAGGUGUGUGUGCGUACACGCCUGUGGUGCGUGACACCAUACACACAAACCCAUGGCUGCUCAUCAUGUGCCUGCCAGCCGCAUUUGGCCUGUUAAUUGCUUUGCAUGUUAAGAGACACGUGGUGCCCAUGAACCUGAUCCUGCUGGCGGCGUUCACGGUGGUGGAGGCUGUGACGGUGGGCACGGUGGUGUCUCUGUACGAGGUGGCGUCUGUGGUGCAGGCUCUAGUGCUCACUCUCCUCAUCACCUUCGGCCUCACCGCAUACACCUUCCAGACCAAGAGGGACUUUACCAACAUGGGUGUUGGGCUGUUCAUCGGCUUACUAUGCCUACUGGGCGUGGGUGUUCUGAACCUGUUCCUUGGCAGCACUGGGCUGGACCUUAUCAUUGCUGGUGCUGGUGCUCUCGUCUUCUCUCUCUUCAUUGUCUUCGAUACUCAGAUGAUGAUGACGAAACUGUCCCCUGAAGAGUACAUCCUUGCGACCAUUAACCUUUACUUGGAUAUCAUCAACCUCUUCCUCGAGUUGCUGCGUCUGCUUGGCGACAGGAGGAACUGAGCAGAUCGUUUUUCAUGAACUUGUAAAGCUGUAACCGUGGCUCCUGCUACUGUAACUGAAGCUCUGCUACAGUAACUGAGGCUCUGCUACUGUAACUGAGGCUCUGCUACUGUAACUGAAGCUCUGCUUCUGUAACUGAAGCUCUGCUACUGUAACUGAAGCUCUGCUACUGUAACUGAAGCUCCACUGCUGUAACCAUAGCUCCUGCUUCUGUAUCUGAAGCUCUGCUGCUGUAAAUGAAGCACUGCUACUGUAACUGAAGUUCUGCUACUGUAACUGAAGCUCUGCUACUGUACUGAAGUUCUGCUACUGUAACUGAAGCUCUGCUACUGUACUGAAGCUCUGCUACUGUAACUGUCGUUUAUUUACCUGUUGAAUCAAUUAAGUUCUACAGAUAUGUGACUAUAAAUUCUGCUACUGCGAUGUGUGAGUUCUGUUAUUUUGUUUAAUCUUUCUAAAUUAUUACUGUACUCUUUCGAGGUGCUGUAUUGCCAUUUAUUCUUCAGUGUCGUUUAUUCCAAAUGGUGCACUAAAUCGUAACUCUCACGUGUGUUCCUCAGCGCACUGGCAGAAUGUUCCAUUCCUAUGGUUGUAGCAACGUUUGUUUUACAUUUUCACGUCCUGAUGUGAUUCAUGUCUAGUUUAUAGCGAUCUUUAAGCUCGUUCUGAUUACUUUGAUCUAAAUUUGUUUCACAUUGAUCGUUCGCGUGAUUCUAUUCCACGUUAUUUGCGUGAUGUGAAUUUGUUUCUCUAAUCAUGUAAUGAGCUUCAGUUUUAUUAUAAUGUUAUCGCCUUGAAAUGUGAAUAAUCCCAGAGCUACCGGUUAUCUUAUGUCUGGAAGUUCACUUUGUGCGUUCUCUGCUAUAAUUAAUUUUAUCAUUUCUUUGCUUACUUAAAUGCGUUAGAUUUACUCAUAAUUCUCGCACAAACCCAAUUAAGUUCCACUCUUCUACUCAAAAUAUACUUCGUUACGUAUUGUCCAUUUGCAAUAAUUUUGUUUGUAUACACGCUGGGUUGACCAACUUGUUGCAUGGCUUACUUCCAGCAUAAAUGCUAAUGUAGAACAGCUUUGAACGGUCAUAUCAACAUUGAUAUUUAGUCGACAUUUCUAUCGCCUUGCUGCUAUAUUUUUUAGAAUGCAAUCAGUUUCUGUUUUACGUAUUCCUGCCAAUGAUGAUCUUGCAGACCUCAAAAAUUUUGAAACUGAUAUUAGUAUUUACGACAAAUCUUGAUUCCCUGCUCUAUAUAUGGCUUAAUAAAUGAACUGAUGACCAUAUUAUCAGAUUAUUCUGUAGGGCCACACUAAAUAUUUAAAAUGUUAGCUAAUCGGAAUAUAUUCUCCACUAAGUCUGUAAUAUAAUACUAACGCCCACGUCUGUAACUUUAAAAUUGGCUGAUUUAUUUCAUGGUGGUUUAAUGUUUUGAUACAUUUUUAAAUCGUUCACGGAAAACAAUCUAGUUUUCAAAUAUUUUUUUACAACGAUUUUAUUUUAAGAGUUUCAGUUUUUUUAGUACAUCUUCGUUUCUUCACUACAAGUGGACUCGGUUACUCUUUAUUGCUAUCAUUUGGUUAUGUGGUUCUCUUGCUUUAGCUGUGUGAAUUCUUAAUUUUUUUACUCUUUUAGAGGAAUUUUGGUUACGAUUCGCUCGGUUGGGUCGGCACUGGAAGUAAACCAUAUUCUCUUAUUCGAGUCUUUCGAUGUACCUUUCUAAUGUUGUAUUUUAUUCAAAUAUAUAUCUAUGGAA